Spirometra erinaceieuropaei is the source of this 479-nucleotide messenger RNA. Lineage: Eukaryota; Metazoa; Platyhelminthes; Cestoda; Diphyllobothriidea; Diphyllobothriidae. The record is from the annotation of a GenBank genome assembly.
AUGAUUCCUCUAAUCGCUGUUCUCAUCUUGUUUCAUUGUGCAGAAUGCUGUUUUUUCAAAAAGGGUGAGUAAUUUUGAAGACUUACAUACUUUCUCAACACAUAAGAAAUAUAGCAUAGAAAAUUGGGGAAAUACUUUGGCUUUGCUAUAUCCUAACUAUACUGAUCGUUUCCUGUUCAGCGAUUGCAUAGUAGUGAUUCCUGAAACAUUCUUCUAACAACAAUCGUUUUCCUCAAAAUUCUCUCUUAUAAAUGCUUUUGUCAAAAUUUCACAGUCUUUUAUAUCCUCAGGAAUACCGAAAUGUCCAAGAAAUGACGAAGAUAUCAUUCCCGAUGAAGUCGCUGAAUAUCUGGCACGUCAGGCCUACCGUCAUGGCUUUGAAAAAGUAAUAUCCCUGGCAGAUAAUUCACAGUUAAAACUCAAAGUGCUCAUACAUCAGACAUCCCUACAUUUUGCCUGCACAUUCUUACGGGAUGUAG